Molecule: messenger RNA, 1665 nt
Organism: Bombina bombina (fire-bellied toad)
Lineage: Eukaryota; Metazoa; Chordata; Amphibia; Anura; Bombinatoridae
Molecular function (GO): zinc ion binding; nucleic acid binding
Source: RefSeq, a predicted model, not a curated record
AUGGAGGCUGAAGCUGAAACUCUACUAGCAAUGAUCGCUAGCAAGAUGGAGUACCACCAUACCUCCCUCGUGGCGGUCCUGAAAGCUGAGAGAGCUAUGGUUGGAGAAGAGGAUAUGGAUUACAGCCCGGAUCUGAGGUCAGUCUUACUGCAGGAGACUGCGGGAUCCUAUAGUGGAGCGCCUGUCAAUAGCCUCGAUGAGGAUCACAGUCUGGAGGGGCCGUGUGGGGACAUUGGAGACUAUCCCUUAGGCUGUGUACAGCCGGACUCUGGGCCUUGCGCGCUCUUCCCCAGGCUGCUUACCCAGCUCAUUCCUGAAUAUGGACUUGCCAAAUCCAGUUCUGCAGUUCUGAAGUUGCUGACCUUGUCCGUUACCAGCUACAAGUUUGUGAAGCCCUAUCCUGCAAUUUUUGUUGGUGACCCAGUUUAUUUAAUUCUGAUGUCAAAACCCACAGCAGGUAGCUCUUUUCCUGCACUGCAGACAGAAGUUGGAUGCUUUCCAGUGCUUCAGAGUUCCAGUGGAUGUGAUGUCAUUGAUCUUUCCUGUCAGUUUAACGUCUGUAGCUUUCCUAUCUGUGGCUUCAGCACAUUAAGUGUCUUCUUCUUGAAAGAUGGAGAUGUGGAUGUAUUCCUGCGUAGCUUUGAGAAAGUGUGCAGACAGUUCCAGUUGCCAAGGGAGCAGUGGGCCAAGUACCUUACCCCUGGCCUGAAAGGUCCUGCACUGGAGGCGUUUGCUGAACUACCCCCAGAGUUUGAUCAGGACUAUGAUUCCAUUAAAGCUGCACUGCAGAGGAGGUACAAUCUUACUCCUGAAGUUUACCGAAAGAAAUUCCGUUCUCUGCAGAAAGGUUUGUUAGAGAACUAUAUUACAGCUGUUGGAAACUUGAGGACAGCCUUUAAACAGUGGGUCAGAGGAUUAAAAGUUGCCACUAUGGAGGAGCUGGAAGAUUUGAUUGUGAAGGAGCAAUUUAUGCAGCUGUGCCCAGCCGGAGUUCAAGAAUGGGUUUUAGAUCGGAAGCCCAUAACAGCAUUGGAAGCUGGCAAGCUGGCUGAUUUUUACACAGCUAACAGGUCUCCAGAGAAUGGGAGGAAAUCCUUUUCUAAGGGGGGAUCCACCUGUAAAGGAGCUGCUGCACGACCCCCCUUCACAAAGCCUGCUGUGCCUUUAUCCAGUGUGUCUGCUCCCUCUGGGAAAGGAGGGGCGAGUGCUGCAUCUGGGCAGGGGGAUACCCGCAGAUGUUUUGUUUGCAACAAAGUGGGCCACAUCAGCUCCACUUGCCCAGAGAGGAUUAACUUGGGGCAAUCAGCUGGAGGAAGUAAUCCCUCAGAAAUACCAGCAUCUAUUUUGUUUGUUACCUGUCCAGAGGAAAACAACCAUGAGAACUUGCAACCUGUGACUGUUGGAGAUAAGGUAACCCUAGGGCUAAGGGACACAGGUGCAGAAGUGACUAUGGUGCAUCCAAAGCUAGUGAACUCUGAGAACAUUAUCCCUGGAAAGACUCUAGCAGUUAAAGGGAGGGGAAUGAAACUUGCAGUGCCUAUGGCACGUAUAUAUCUUGAUUGGGGAGUGGGGAGAGGUUUAAGAAAUGUGGGGGUAUCUGAAAAUAUUCCUAAUGAUGUUUUACUGGGUACUGAUUUGGGUAGAUUGUUAUCUCUUUAUGUGCCU